GCAAAUUAUCUCCAUCAGCGAAUUAUUGCUUUACGAGACGUUUCUACUCGGUACGCGAAACGAUUAGUUUCUCCCUUUUUUUAUGGUGACAUUUGAUUAGAGAGCGGUUUUCGGUGAAGAUGAUGGAAUACAUGGAGGAUAAGUUUGCCUUGAAAAGCCAAGCGAUGAAGGCCAGCGAUUACUACAUGGAUCAAGUCAUGGAGAGCCUGGACAGCGCGCAGUACUUCACCAAGUCUUCCCCAAAAUGCGUGCAGGCCUUUGGGCUGCAGAGCGGCGAUCACCGCUCCUCUCCCUGCGCGGAGCAAAACGCCAGUUACAAUGUACCAAAAACAGACGAAGACACUUUGCACUCUGACCUCGGGAGGUCCUUGGACAAUUGUUGCACUCUGCGGGCGUCUCCGGUGACAACCGGCUCGGAGAAAACCGAUUUGGAUGAGAUGGGAGACAAGUGCGACAGUAACGUGUCCAGCAGCAAGAAGAGGAGACACCGGACGACCUUCACCAGCGCGCAGCUCGAGGAGCUGGAGAAAGUGUUUCAGAAAACUCACUAUCCAGAUGUUUAUGUGAGGGAACAGCUGGCAAUGAGGACGGAAUUAACAGAGGCUAGAGUGCAGGUGUGGUUUCAGAACAGAAGGGCGAAGUGGAGGAAACGAGAGCGCUACGGACAAAUCCAACAAGCCAAAACUCACUUCGCAGCCGCCUACGAUUUAUCAGUGCUCCCGAGGACCGACAGCUACACACAGAUCCCCAACAAUCUGUGGCCGAGCCCGGCUCCUGGCAGCUCUGUGGUCUCCUCUUGCAUGCUGCCCCGAGGUUCCCCUCCUUGUGUCACUUCCUACUCGCACUCCCCUCGUUCGGCUGCCACUGCUGCUGACCACGGCUACAUGGGCUUCCCCAAUCAGCAGAACCAAUUUGGCCACGUCUCACUCAAUAACUUCUUCAGCGCAGACUCACUUCUCACGCCGGCCAGUAACCCGCCUUUUGACGCCAAACCUGAGUUUGAGAGGCGUUCAUCCAGCAUCGCUGUGCUGCGCAUGAAGGCCAAGGAGCACACAGCCAACAUCUCAUGGGCCAUAUGAUUAGGGUUCCUGGAAAGCCUGGAUAAUGUGUGGAAAUUUUUUUUUCAUUUUCACUUUUUACAAAAUGUAAAAAAGUGAAAUCUUUUUUCUUUUUAAGUUGUCUGUCACUCUAAGUGAAGAUCUAACAAUCUUUUCUUUGCUCUACAGACUUGAUUUUACUGUCCUGCUAACUCAUGGUUCUGUGCUUAUUCUAAAAAUUAAUACACUCAAGCUAGGGCCAAAAAAUUUAAUUAGCCAAGACAAUUAAUGACAAUCAACUGUGUUGAACUAUUUGAAAGCUAUCUUUCAUCAGAUGGAACCAACACAUUCACAUCAUCCAGAGUUUCAGGGUAUUCUCCCCUGGAUUGAUUAGUCCACAAAAUGUUGUCCGCUCUGGUCAGAAGAGACAUUUAACGACCCUUUGUGAUCUGUAGGGGUGAAAACUGUGAUGUGCAUAAGCUUUGUCGUUGCUUUUUAACAGAGACCGGGCUCUCAGCAUUUCCUCUAGACUGAGACACAUGAAACAGCAAAAACCAAAGGCUGCAGUGGGACUUGGUACCACUGUGUGUACAAGUGGAUCCAGAGCGAGGGGUCCAAAACCACUUCAGUAUUUCCAAGCACUGUGAAUAGCUUUCUUUUACCUUUCAUCUUCCUCCCUGUCUCCGGACUGAAGAUGAGCAGAGCGGAGAAGAACUUACUUGGUGUACUAACUUGUCCGUGUGCUUUGCAGCAAAGCUCUGUAAUCUCUGUUUUCUGCCUUUGUUCUGUACCAAAGGAGGUAGUUUUUUUUAAAAUUGUGUUUGUGCUAUAAAUUUAUU
This is a messenger RNA of Archocentrus centrarchus (flier cichlid), 1876 nucleotides long. It is a transcript of the gene alx1, whose product is annotated as ALX homeobox 1. Lineage: Eukaryota; Metazoa; Chordata; Actinopteri; Cichliformes; Cichlidae. Gene Ontology annotation, molecular function: DNA-binding transcription activator activity, RNA polymerase II-specific; RNA polymerase II transcription regulatory region sequence-specific DNA binding. The transcript has 4 exons. The record is from RefSeq and is a predicted model, not a curated record. Bases 120 to 1079 code for a protein of 319 amino acids. Gene Ontology annotation, biological process: negative regulation of DNA-templated transcription; embryonic skeletal system morphogenesis; positive regulation of transcription by RNA polymerase II.